AUGUUCAAGUCGGUCACAUCUCGAGCCGCGAGGCAGUUCGUUCCAACCUGCCGCACAUCAACAGCACGAAGAUGCGCCUCUUCGAACGCCGUCUUCGAUUGGAAAGAUCCCUUGGGAAGCAACAACAAUUUCACAGAAGAGGAGCUCGCCAUAGCAGAAACAGCAGAGUCAUACUCGCAAGAACAACUGCUACCGCGUGUACUUGAGGCAUACCGCACCGAAUCCUACGACCGUAAGAUCCUCAACGAGAUGGGCUCGCUCGGGCUCCUCGGCGCCACCAUCGAUGGCUACGGCUGUGCUGGCGUCUCAAAUAUCGCAUCCGGCCUCAUCACUCGCGCCGUCGAAAGAGUGGACUCAGGGUAUCGCUCCGGCUUCAGUGUACAGUCUAGUCUGGUAAUGGGAGGCAUCGACGAGUUUGGCUCGGCAGAACAGAAGGACAAGUUCCUGCCAGCCAUGGCGAAGGGAGACCUAGUCGGCUGCUUUGGCUUGACCGAGCCAAACCACGGCAGUGACCCUGGGAGCAUGGAAAGCACGGCGAAGCCACAUCCAAGCAAGGAGGGCUACUACAGCUUAAGUGGCAGCAAGACGUGGAUCACGAACAGCCCGAUUGCGGAUGUCAUGCUGGUGUGGGCAAAGCUGCAGGAGACAGGCAAGAUUCGUGGGUUCCUCGUUGAGAGGAGUCAGUGUCCUCCUGGCACGCUGGAGACACCCAAGCUGGAGCACAAGAACGGUCUGCGCGCGAGUGUGACUGGGAUGAUACAGAUGGAUGGUGUGCCGGUGGCGAAGGAGAUGAUGUUCCCUGAGGUUGAAGGGCUGAAGGGACCAUUCUCGUGUCUGAACAACGCACGGUACGGGAUUGCAUGGGGUGUCAUUGGCGCACUAGAAGACUGCUUGUCACGGGCGAGAGAGUACGCAUUGGAGAGGAGGCAAUUCAAGAACAACCCUAUCGCCAAGUACCAGCUGGUGCAGAAGAAGCUGGCCGAUGCGACUACCGAUGCCGCAUUUGGCAUUCAGGCGGCUUAUCAAGUUGGAAGACUGAAGGAUGAGGGAAAGCAUGCACCAGAGAUGAUCUCCAUGAUCAAGAGGCAGAACUGUGAUCGGGCACUGAUUGGAGCAAGAGCGUUGCAAGAGGUCUUUGGCGGCAAUGCUGCGAGCGACGAGUACCAUAUUGGGCGACAUGUGGCGAAUUUGUUCGUCACCCAGACGUAUGAGGGACAGAGCGAUAUACAUGCUCUGAUUCUAGGACGAGCCAUCACUGGGAUGCAGGCAUUUGUAUAA
This is a messenger RNA of Saxophila tyrrhenica, 1278 nucleotides long. RefSeq lists its product as uncharacterized. Gene Ontology annotation, biological process: fatty-acyl-CoA biosynthetic process; fatty acid beta-oxidation using acyl-CoA dehydrogenase. The record is from RefSeq and is a predicted model, not a curated record. NCBI's taxonomy places the organism in Eukaryota, Fungi, Ascomycota, Dothideomycetes, Mycosphaerellales, Extremaceae. The transcript has 4 exons. Gene Ontology annotation, cellular component: mitochondrial inner membrane. Bases 1 to 1278 code for a protein of 425 amino acids. Gene Ontology annotation, molecular function: flavin adenine dinucleotide binding; glutaryl-CoA dehydrogenase activity; fatty-acyl-CoA binding.